Perca fluviatilis (European perch) is the source of this 1202-nucleotide messenger RNA. It is a transcript of the gene mrpl12, whose product is annotated as mitochondrial ribosomal protein L12. Gene Ontology annotation, molecular function: structural constituent of ribosome. Gene Ontology annotation, cellular component: mitochondrial large ribosomal subunit; ribosome. Gene Ontology annotation, biological process: mitochondrial transcription; translation. The coding region runs from base 134 to 718 and encodes 194 amino acids. NCBI's taxonomy places the organism in Eukaryota, Metazoa, Chordata, Actinopteri, Perciformes, Percidae. The record is from RefSeq and is a predicted model, not a curated record. The transcript is spliced from 5 exons.
CAUGCAAUGCAUUGUGGGUAGGUCAGGAGCAGAAAGGACGCCAUGUGCUUUUGAGGCAGAGGGAUUGAAAGGAGACCCGGCUGUGACAGACUUGUUUUAUUUUUGAGGGACACCGGGAGAAGUUAACGUUAACAUGUACUGCACCAGACGUUGCCUCCGGUCCGCGCUGUGGGCUGCAGCGGCCACACCCCGGCAACAGCUUCAGCGUCAAGCUCCAGCCCUGUGUGCUCUCAGACUUCUAAAGACCAGUCCAGCCACCCACUCAGAUGCCAUCGCCACCCCAGCACUUGACGGAGCACCCAAACAGUAUUCUCCCAAAAUCCAACAGCUUGUCAAUGAUAUAUCCAGCCUCACUUUAUUAGAGGUAUCAGACCUCAAUGAACUCCUCAAGAAAACUCUGAACAUUCAGGAUGUUGGAAUGAUGCCAAUGGGGGCGAUGGUUGCAUCAGCUGUACCUGCGGCUGCUGCAGAAGAGGAGGAGUUACCAGUCAAGAAAGAGCAGACUCACUUCACAGUAAAACUGACAGAAUUAAAAGCAGCUGAAAAAGUGAAACUUAUAAAGGAAGUGAAGAACUGCAUCCCAGGCUUGAAUCUGGUACAGUCUAAAAAACUAGUGGAGUCUCUGCCCCAAGAAAUCCGAGCCAAUGUAUCCAAAGAAGAGGCAGAGAAACUGAAAGCAUCCCUAGAGGCAGCAGGAGGCACCGUCGUGUUGGAGUAGAUCUACGUGCCCACCAGUUCUCCAACAUUUUGCUGCUCAUGUACUUCAUCCUUCAUUCUCUUAUUUCUUUUUUUUUUACAUGACAAAGAGGAGGAUCCCGGGAAGCAAAGAAAUGCCUUCUGACAUUAAUACUGUCUCUUAACAGUGUCAGGUGGGGCGGUACAACUCAAACUGAACUUUCCAGGCACACAGCCUGCAUAAAUGGCCGCCCUGCUGUUUUCUUGUCCUUUAGUCUGCUCAUGUGUCCGUCUGAUACUUGUGUAGCAAACAGAAACACUGGCCUGGGUGCCAAGUAAGUCAGUUGGUCAUUCUGUUUGUGUAUGUUUUCUUUUCAAAGAAGUAAAGAUUAUGCUGUGGGGACAUGGUUACCAUUCCCCAUAUUGAAGAACACCAGAUACUGUAUCUAGUUCAGGGGAUGGCAGAGCUGAGUCCUCAUACUUACAGAAUUGUUAUUAAUGAAUAAUUAAAGUUGAAAAAUCCAUAU